CAAGGCAUUGACCUCUCUAAGGACUCAAUGGCCAUGCAGAGACUGAGGGAGGCUGCUGAGAAAGCCAAAUGUGAAUUGUCUUCGGCACUGCAGACCGACAUAAACUUACCCUAUCUGACAAUGGAUGCCUCUGGCCCUAAACACAUGAAUAUGAAAUUGACGAGGUCCAAGUUUGAGUCGAUUGUUGAUGGCUUGGUCAAGCGAACAGUUGGACCAUGCCAGAAAGCCUUGCAAGAUGCUGAUGUCAAGAAGACCGAUAUUGGAGAGGUCAUCCUGGUUGGUGGCAUGACCAGAAUGCCCAAGGUCCAGGCAACAGUCCAGGAAUUGUUUGGUAGAACACCCAGCAAAUCU
Molecule: messenger RNA, 351 nt
Organism: Candidula unifasciata
Lineage: Eukaryota; Metazoa; Mollusca; Gastropoda; Stylommatophora; Geomitridae
Source: the annotation of a GenBank genome assembly